AGUUCGACGCGGAUUUUCGCAGCGAAAGGACGUCCGUUUCUUCUGAACAUCGCGGCUAGUCAUACAAAAACCAGCCGUCAUAUUUUGAACGCGCGCCGUAUCAAAUCGCCCAGUGUAGGCUGGUCUUUUUGAACGCGAAAUAUAAUAAAUCUAAUUCAUUGUAUUGUUUCAUAACUCUUUUUUUCGCAUGCAAAAUGAAAGUAAUUGCGCUGAGUUGUUAAAAAUUGUGGAUCAGUAAAUUUGAUUUAAAUAAAAUUUUUAUUUUCGAGGCACGCAAGAGUUUACUUAAAUAAUUGCACAGUGUGAAACUGGUCUUUCUCCACAAACGUGUAACUAAUCAAAAGCUACCAGGACUAAAUUAUUUAUUACAUUCAACUCAUAAAUUCUUGAAUCGUAUGAUCUCCCUAGUGAGGAUCUUGAUGAAAUAUUAGUGUAUUCCUCCAUUAUUAUGCUCUAUAAUUCGCAACUAUCGAAUACCUCGAGAGUUUAGUCUAGUGACGUUUUUAGUGAACUUGAACAAUUUGUGCAUUUAUCCAGAAUCACCCGACAGUUCUAUACUGUCUGAGUAGUAAUACAUAGAAUAGUUCAGAUUUUAAGUGUGUGUUGUUUAUAAAUCAUCUAUUAUCCAAAGUAACCCUAUAUUCAGAUGUUAUUUGAGUAAUAAUUCCGAUUAAUUUUGCGAAUAAUUUAGAUGUUGAGUGUGUGAUAAGUGUAAGUGAAAUGUUUGAGCUGCGUCUUCUUCUGCUAUUGGCUGCCCUGCUGGCCAUAGCUCCGGCCAAGCAUCACCACAACAAGGAUCGACCAAUCAAAGACUCAAGGAAAUUGGAGGAAGCUGACUGGUGGCAGACGCUCGAAGAGAGGAAAGUGAUUGAUGCAGGCUCGUCCUCUUCCUCCUCUUCUUCUUCCUCCUCCUCAGCGGAGCACGUCGUGUUUCUUUCGGAGAACUCGACAAUUGUGACGGCGCAAACUGGAAGCACCCCAAUAUUGCACUGCGAAAUCGAAGGAGUUGCUGAAAAUCUGGUCUCGUGGAUUAGAAGGAAGGACCGACAUUUAUUAACAAUAAACUUGGCGACAUACAGCAGUGAUGAUAGGUUUUUCACUUCUCACGUGAGAAAUGAGCAGGAUUGGGCCCUACAUCUCCGGUUUGCCCAGCCGGGUGAUGACGGCCUCUAUGAGUGCCAAGUCUCCACACAUCCACCUGUCAGCUUAUUCGUCACUCUGCGACUUGUUGAAGCUCGCGCUGAGAUCGUCGGCGGACCGGACAAGAUCGUGAAAAGCGGCAGCACCCUGAAACUGACCUGCCUACUGCGCUCGACUACGGAGCCCCCGCAGUUCGUGUUCUGGUACCAUGAGACUCGCAUGAUCAACUAUGACGCCGGUCGCGGGGUGAGUGUCGCCCUAGGCAGACACCACAGUGAGCUCAGUCUGUCGCCCGCCUAUGCUGGCAACUUCACCUGCGCCCCCUCCAACGCACGGCCGGCUAGUAUCAACGUACAUGUGUUGGAUGGAGAACAGCCUGCUGCGAUGCAACAUGAGAGAGCAUCUUCGUCUACACUGAUACUUCCUCCUUUUCACUGGAUAACUCUCGCAUUCUUUAUUUCGAACUUGAGUUGACCGAACAACCUUUAAGUGGCAUGAACUAAAACUGACUAGAACUCUUGUGAACUUAGAAAAAAACUCCCCAAAAUUUCUUCUGGAGUUUUGAUGUCGAUGAGAAAUGAUCAAAAUCAAAUACAAGAUUUAUAGACUUGAUGAAUUGAAAUUUUGACUGGAUAAGUCUUGAAUGAAUGAAUAUCAAGGAGAAAUCAGGCUCCAUAAGAUAGUAUGAUUAUGGAAUGAAAUUUGAGAUGUAUAUUUUGCAUGUUCCAACUACUUAGUUCGAAAUAUGCUUGAAAAUCCAAGAUGAAUCCUACAAUUCAUAUUUGAGACUCUGGAUUCUUGGAUUGUGGAAUUUUCAUGUGGGUAUUUGCGUAUUUCAUUGUUGAUAAUGAAGUGGAUAAAUUUGAAUAUAUAAGUGUGAACAGAUUUUAAAGGUAUUUCAAUCAAGUUUCAUUGAUAAAGUGACCGUUAUAUAAUUCCCAAUGAUUGUAAACGGUACAAUCCUUCAUAAAGGGAUUGGGAUGUUAGAAACAUAUAUUUUGGAUUUAUGAAUUCUUGUUUCUGGUGAUACUGGAUUGGUGAUGGAUAAUACUCUGAGAAACAAUUUCUUGUGUGGAUUUAUAACUCAUUUUUUGUCAGAAUUUGAUAACCCUGUGAUCAACAAGUGUCUAUUGUCUUGAUCGACGGAAUCAAAAAACUUAUCAUAAAGUGGAAAGCCAAAAUAUUCGAAAUUUUAUCAGUGAUUAAAUCAUACUAAAUUUAUCAAAUGUGUUCAUUCCUGUUAACGAAUGUAGUUAAGGCUGAUUACAUGUAUAAUGAUCUCUAAGUAUUUAUAUAGAUAAUGAAUAUGAUGUAAAUAUGUAUGUAAAAAUGAAUAAAGUAUUAAUUGGA
Molecule: messenger RNA, 2490 nt
Organism: Nilaparvata lugens (brown planthopper)
Lineage: Eukaryota; Metazoa; Arthropoda; Insecta; Hemiptera; Delphacidae
Product: hemicentin-2
Exons: 7
Coding region: 721-1614 (297 amino acids)
Biological process (GO): synapse organization
Cellular component (GO): neuron projection membrane
Source: RefSeq, a predicted model, not a curated record